Coffea arabica (coffee) is the source of this 2136-nucleotide messenger RNA. RefSeq lists its product as uncharacterized. The record is from RefSeq and is a predicted model, not a curated record. Gene Ontology annotation, cellular component: cytoplasm. Lineage: Eukaryota; Viridiplantae; Streptophyta; Magnoliopsida; Gentianales; Rubiaceae.
GUCCGUCAGGAUGAUAUGCCACGUCGUCGUUUCCGCGGUUCUUGUUGCGAGGAAAAACCCUUCGAGGCCCAUAUUUCACAUAAACCUCUUCUUACUGCGGUGCAGCUGCGAACUCCAUCCCCACCCCCGGUUCAAUUACUCUAUACCCUGUCUCGGGCCUUGACCAGCAACACAGAAACCAAACAUCGGCUCAUUUGUCUUAGUCAAGCCGGCACGGGAUAAAGGGUUCCGGUACGGGGCUUUAACUUGCCUGUAAAACAGUGGGACAAUUGAGAGAUAACUUAGCUUCGUCGUUCAGAAUCUGUUGUAGCAAAAUUAACCACCUUUGCAGUUCUCUUCAUCUAGGAGAGGGGAGAGAGAGAGAGAGACGUUUCAGCUUUCUCCAAUCAAAUUUGUGCAGAGUAUGUCGGAAGGAGAGUAUGACAACAGCAGCGGCGAUCCUUCAGAGAAACUAAGGACUCUGAAAAUCACCAGUCUUGACGAGGAAGAAGACGAAGAGGAUGCUCCCAUGGUUGAUGAUGUUUAUGAGGAGGAGGACGACGAGGAGGAGGAGGAGGAGGAAGGUGAAGAGCCGGUGUCCUUGGGCUUUGUGGAGAGCCCUAAACAUUCGUGGUCGCUAUCUCGGGAGUUGUUUGCUAGUGUAGCUGGUGGUACUCCUGCAUGGUUGGAUCCGACAAGUUUACCCACCGGGAGGUCUUGCCUUUGUGACUUUUGCGCCCAACCUUUGCAGUUUCUGCUUCAGGUUUAUGCACCUCUUUUACACAAGGAGUCAACAUUCCACCGCACCUUAUUUGUUUUCAUUUGUCCAUCUAUGUCUUGUCUUCUUAAAGACCAACAUGAUCAAUGGAAACGGCAGCCCGAGAAGGCAUUUCGAAGUGUGAAGGUCUUCCGUUGCCAAUUGCCUCGUUUCAACUCGUUUUACUCUAGUGAGCCUCCAAGACAUGAUGGUAGUGACAGACCUACUAGAAAUGGAGCCAUACUCUGUAGCUGGUGUGGUACAUGGAGAGGAGAUAAAAUUUGUAGUAAUUGCAGAAUAGCUCGUUACUGCUCUGAGAAACACCAGACUGCACACUGGCGUUCAGGUCAUAAAAUUGAGUGCCGACAGCCCUAUAUGGCACCAGUGGCUUCUGCAUCAACCAUUAGUGACUUACCUGCAGAAACACAAAAAGUUGCUAGCAAUCACCUGUGGCCACAAUUUGAGAUUGUAAAUGAAGAUGAAUGUCGAGAUAAAAAGUCUGAGUAUGAUGGAUUUGAUAAGUCAUUGGUUUCACAAAGCCAAAUGGAUGAAGUCAAGUCAUUACUAGACACCUUUGAGGUGGGUGGUGACAAAAGAUCUUGGGCAGCUUUUCAAGAGCGAAUAUCCCGUGAACCUGAGCAAGUAUUGAGGUACUAUAGACUGGCAAAAACCAAACCGCUAUGGCCCAUAUCAAGUGGCCGGCCAUCAAAAUUGGAUAUUCCAAGGUGCAACUGUUGUGGUGGGCCUCGAGCUUGUGAAUUCCAGGUAUUGCCGCAACUACUAUAUUACUUUGGAAUUGAAAAUCAUGCAGAUUCUCUUGAUUGGGCAACUAUUGUGGUGUAUACGUGCGAAGCCUCGUGUGAGAAUAGAGUUGUUUACAAGGAAGAAUUUGCCUGGGUUCAGCUUUUACCUCAAUCAGCUGCAACAUUGUGAUAAAUGUUAUGAUCCUCCCGUUUUUUCUUGUUAUCUGUGUUUCCGUUUCUGUGCGAACCAGAGAGAAACAACCAUUUUUUUUUUUUUCUUGGUGCGCUUUUUUAUUUCGGCACAGGGAAUUAGCAAAGGCACGAGAUGUAUGAACCAUUGUGUGUCUGCAUGAGAUGGUGCAACGUGGAUCUAAAUGCAGUUGCUGCAUACCUGAUCAAGGUCUCCACCUACGAAGGGAUUAAGAGUGUGUUAAAAAAGACCACUAAAACAGUGCGAUGAGAAAAACCGUUGUCUUUUCUUCUUUUUUUCUUUUUUUUUUCGGUGCUCGACAAAAAGCAAGCCUUGCGAGCAUCCGGAUUCAGGAAUGUUACCUUAGAUUUGUCAUCUGAUUGAUCCCGUCGGCGUUGGGUGUGAAUUGUGCGAUGACAAUAAUAAUGUUUUCCAAUGAUAAUCUCGCUGCAGAGAUGAGGUUCGUU